Lytechinus variegatus (green sea urchin) is the source of this 2925-nucleotide messenger RNA. RefSeq names its product sushi, von Willebrand factor type A, EGF and pentraxin domain-containing protein 1-like. Lineage: Eukaryota; Metazoa; Echinodermata; Echinoidea; Temnopleuroida; Toxopneustidae. Bases 126 to 2291 code for a protein of 721 amino acids. The transcript has 11 exons. The record is from RefSeq and is a predicted model, not a curated record.
AGGAUUCAAGCCCGUUAUUUGUAUUAACCAAAGAUCAAAAACCAUAUUUUCAUUCUGCUUCCCUAUAAAUAGGUUUACUGGAUAUUUCUCCUCGAUUAGAGUUCCAACACUAACGUCGAUUCACAAUGAGAACGACCUCGAUUAUCGUUUUCAUUUUAUGUAUUGCAUUUCUUAAAGACGCAGAUGCAUGGCGUCGUCGUCGACGUCGUCGGAGAUCGGAUCCUCCUCCACCACCACCUCCUCCUCCAAAUACUCCUCCUAGUUUGAACAACUGCCCGCAAACUCUCCCUGUUCAGUACACCACUACUGCUACUGCUGUCGUCAUCUGGGUUGAACCAACGUGUACCGACUACGAAUCAUCGUGUACUGUUAGUCGAAGUGGCUAUCCUCCGGGGCAUUCUUUCGGUGAAGGUAGUCAAAGCAUCGCAUACACUGCCAGAGACACUGGUGGACUCUCUACAUCCUGUACCGUUUCUUUUACUGUUAGCGUGAUCCGCUGUAGUAGUGCCACAUCUCCCCAACACUGCUCGGUGAGCUGUUCAACAUCCAACUCGGUAGGGUCAGUCUGUACCUACCAAUGUGCCACAGGACUUACUCUAUCAGGCUCAUCUCAACGUGUUUGUCAAGAGGUUAGCGGGAAUGCAGCGCAAUGGACUGGCACUCAACCAACGUGUACAGAUGAUUACGCUCCAACGGUGACGCGCUGUCCAUCUUCGUUUGUCGCCAAUCGGACUGAGCACUGGGGUGUCGAAGUCACAUUUACAGAACCAACUGCCACAGACAACUUCGAUCAGACGCUACAGACAUGGGCAGUCCCUGCGGACCUCACAUCUCCUUACAUCUUCACUGCUGAUACUGCUUGCGAGUAUCACUUCCAGGAUGAUGCCGGAAAUGCUGUUACAUGUACCUUUGAUGUCGAGAUACACGAUACGGUCGUGCCAGAAUUUUUGACCUGUCCAUCCAGCCAAAAUCUGCGAUCAAGCACGGAUAUGACCUUGGUGACUUGGGAUGAACCGACGUAUAGGGAAAUCCCCGGUGAUGAGGUGCGACUUGUUUGUAACUUUGGUAGUAACAGCGUCAUAUUACCAUGGGGAAAUAAUCACGUGAUCUACAACGCAACGAACAUGAAAAAUGGGCUCAGUGAGAUUUGCGACUUUUAUGUCAAUAUCGAACCAAUGCCAUGCAUGAAGCUACGUUCGCCGUCACACGGCGCCAUGUCGUGUGAUACCUGGGCCUAUGGUCGAUACUGUAGUAUGUCCUGCAAUGACAAUUAUGAUAUCCCUCCUCCUAGCCCGUUCCAGCCCAUUUCCGAUGUGUUCACAUGCGGUUCAUCCGGUCAAUGGAGCCCUACGUCCUAUGUGCCUGACUGUUCACAAAUUCGAGACCCGACCAAGAUCAACCUUCCAACAGAUCUGCUCUACUAUAGUGGCCACUGCGGUAGUCCAGAUACAUUGUCUGAUAUUGCACAGUCUUUCAUAGAGACAAUCGAGAAAUCCAUCCACAACGGUAUCUGCAAAACCAACGGAGACUGUACUGUCGACAAUGUCGCAAUAACAUGUGGUUUCCCGACCCGUCGUAGAAGAAAACGUGCCCUGGUCAGAACUCUAAGAUCCGGUGCUACAGGGUUGUCUGUUGAUGACACCGAUAGUACUUCGGAUGACAUCGAUGGAAGACUUCUCGAAGGGAUGCAGGAGAUUCGCAUUUCGAUGAACCUAGGAGUUGGUGUCGGCCUAUCUGAAGCAGACACCGCGUCAGUGAAGGAGGCACAGGAGAAGCUUGAGAAUCUGGCCAGAGAAGUGUUGGACAUUGUAGUAUCCAGAAAUAACGGGAUUUUUAAUAUCUUGGGGGUAUAUCAUGAUGAUACUGAAGAUCCCGCAACCGAAGCCUACCUGUUCAUGAAUGAUCACUAUAUAGAUUGUCCUGAUGGUUACGUCGCUGGCCGCAAUAACACCACAUGUGUCGCUUGUACAACUGGUCACUACUACGAUACCAAAUCCAGGGCAUGUCACCAAUGUGGAUAUGGAUUCUAUCAAGACGAGUAUGGUCAGGUGACAUGCAAGUCAUGUGACCUUGGUCAGUCUACUCGAAACAAAGGCAGUCCCAGCAAGGCUGAUUGUGAAAAUCAAUGCGAAGCGGGUCAGUUUUCAACAUCAGGGUUAUACCCUUGUAUCCAAUGCCCAUUGAACACGUUUCAGCUGCUGAUUGGUCAGACGAUGUGCUUUGAAUGCCCGGAUGUAAAGAAGACAUGGAAUAGAGGAGCUUCUGAUGUAGACCAAUGUCUUCACAUCUAACUCUGAUCACGUGACAGCAUUGCUAUGUAGAGACCUUUGCUGGCGACGCAGUUUCCGUUCAAAGAAAAUCUAUUCCUGGUGGAAAUUAAACUGUUGCUUGAAAUUGAGGAUACAUUGAAGUAAUAGAAAAACAGUCCUAAGAAAAUAGUUUACGAAAUGGGCGAUUUAUGAAAGUGUCAUAAGUCUCAAUUUACUUCACAACUCUUCACAAAGUCACAUUUCCUAAUUGCUUCUUAUCAUGGUUGUCCAUCUCGGGGAUGGGGAUAUACCCCCCCCCCAAUAUUUCAGUUGGGGGCGGGGGGCUGUGUUAUUAUUCCCCCAUUAAUUUGAGGUCGAACAUUAUGAUACUUUUAGUGAUCAAUCAUAUGACAAGAUAUUAUCAUCAUUACUAUAAUUACUAUUAUCAUUGUCAUAAUCAUAAUAUUAAUAACAAUUUUGAUGAUUAUCAUAAUGAUCUUAGCGAUGGCUAUCUUAUUUACGCAUAAUGACCAUUUAUAUUGUUUUGCUCAUAAUUUCCUUACGUUUAUUGCUAUUGAAUGAAACCAUUUCUUUCUGAAACUGUUACAAACAGAAAGUGGCGUAUCUGCGGGGGGGGGGCAUGAGGGCACGUGCCCCCCCCCCCCAUCAGCUGACA